Molecule: messenger RNA, 1735 nt
Organism: Raphanus sativus (radish)
Lineage: Eukaryota; Viridiplantae; Streptophyta; Magnoliopsida; Brassicales; Brassicaceae
Product: pentatricopeptide repeat-containing protein At2g46050, mitochondrial
Exons: 1
Coding region: 59-1735 (558 amino acids)
Biological process (GO): RNA modification
Molecular function (GO): RNA binding; protein binding
Source: RefSeq, a predicted model, not a curated record
UUCUCUCUCAACAACUCAGCUCAGCUCAGCUUAAGCUUAAGCUUAAGCUCGAUCAGAGAUGCGUUUUACGUUUCGAUCAACAUCGAUCCUGACCGUCCAUUUCAAAAAGUAUUCAUCCUCCUCUGCAUCGAAGCUAUCUCCUAGACAAGAUCACGGGCUCAUGAUCAAACGAGGGGAUCACAGUUCUCUCUUCCUUCAAAACAAGCUCUUGCAAGCUUACACGAAACGCAGAGACUUCGAUGAUGCAGACAAGCUAUUCGACGAAAUGCCUGCUAGAAAUAUCGUUACCUGGAACAUAUUGAUCCACGGGGUUAUACACCGAAACGGGGACGCCGAGCAGAAAGCUCGUCUUGGUUUCUAUUACACGAGACGGGUUCUUCUCAGUGGAGUGGGGUUGGAUCAUGUGUCAUUCAUUGGGUUGAUACGGCUGUGUACUGAUUCAGACCAUGUAGAAGCUGGUAUACAGUUACACGGGUUGAUAAUGAGACAAGGUCUUGAUUCAGACUGUUAUGUAAGUACUACUCUUGUCGAUUUCUACGGGAAAUGCGGUUACGUUGCUGAAGCGAGACGAGUUUUUGAGGCAGUUUCGGGUAAAGAUUUAGUGCUGUGUAACGCUUUAGUCUCUUCUUAUGUGCUUAACGGUAUGGUUGAUGAAGCUUUUGGUUUGCUUAAGGUGAUGGGAUCCUCCUCCCCAGGUGAUAAUUUCACUUUCUCGAGUCUUCUCAGUGUGUAUAAGGUCGAACAAGGGAAGCAGAUUCACGCCGUUGUCUUCAAACUGUCGUUUUUAUUGGACGUUCCUGUGGCGACUGCAUUGGUUGAUAUGUAUGCUAAGAGUAACCAUAUGAGAGAGGCCCGAGAGUGUUUUGAAUCGAUGGCUGUGAGAAAUGUGGUGUCUUGGAACGCGAUGAUUGUGGGUUAUGGACAUAAUGGAGAAGGAAGAGAAGCUGUGAGACUUCUUGGGCAGAUGAGAAGUGAGACUACUCUCCAACCAGAUGAGCUUACCUUUGCGAUUGUUUUAAGUUCUUGCGCGAAGCUCUCAUCGGUUCAGGAGAUUAAGCAAAUGCACGCCGUUGUUACUAAACAAGGCUAUGCAUGUUUCCAGUCUGUGGCUAAUUCUCUGGUAACUGCUUACUCCAAGACUGGGAGUUUAUCUGAAGCACUUGUUUGUUUUCACUCGAUCAGAGUACCUGAUCUUGUUUCAUGGACUUCAGUAAUCGGAGCUUUAGCUUUUCACGGAUUAGCGGAAGAGAGCUUGAGGAUGUUUGAAAGUAUGCUGCAGAAACUUCCCCCAGACAAGAUCACUUUCUUAGAGGUUCUGUCUGCUUGUAGCCAUGGAGGAUUAGUUCAAGAAGGGCUUCAUUGCUUCAAAUUAAUGACUGAGGUUUACAAGAUAGAGCCAGAGGAAAAACACUACACAUGUCUGAUCGAUCUUCUUGGCCGAGCUGGUUUCAUCGACGAGGCCAUAAAUGUUUUAAGGUCAAUGCCUAUGGAACCACGCACAGAUGCUUUGGCAGCUUUCACAGGAGCAUGUAACAUCCACGAGAUGAGAGAUUCUAUGAAAUGGGGUGCAAAGAAGCUUCUUGAAAUGGAACCCAGCAAACCUGUAAACUACUCUCUCUUGUCAAAUGCUUACGUCUCUGAAGGCCAUUGGAACCAAGCGGCUAUAGUGCGUGAAACAGAGAGGGGAUAUUGCAAUAAUCCCAAAUCUCCAGGUUGCAGUUGGCUUGGGGACUAA